Molecule: messenger RNA, 1989 nt
Organism: Asparagus officinalis (garden asparagus)
Lineage: Eukaryota; Viridiplantae; Streptophyta; Magnoliopsida; Asparagales; Asparagaceae
Exons: 1
Coding region: 1-1989 (662 amino acids)
Source: RefSeq, a predicted model, not a curated record
AUGUUCAAUGAUAUUGCCGCAGUUACAGAAGUUGCUGAAUUUUUGGAGGUUCUUGAAGUUCCCGAAGAUGCAGAAGGUGUCGAAAAUGUUGAUGAUGUGCGUGAUACCGAUAGCUUUAAAAGUUUAAUGAAGUUAUUAGAAGAUGACGAAAAGGAUUUGUAUGCCUGUUGCUCAGAGUAUAGUAGAUUGUCGUUUAUUCUUCAACUGAUGCGUAUUAAGACCCUCAGCGGAAUGGCAGAUAAAUAUUUUCAAAUGCUUCUUAAUUUACUACGCAAGGUAAUUCCGGAUGGAGAGAAUAGCAUACCAGAAAAAUGUUAUGAUGCAAAUAAGAUCGUUGGCGCUCUCGGUUUAGAUUACACAAAAAUCCAUGCGUGUCCUAAUGAUUGUAUCCUGUAUUAUAAGGAUAAUGAGAAGCUUGAAGAAUGUCCAAAGUGUGGAGUGUCUCGUUGGAGGAAGAAUACACGCACUUCAACACGAAAGGCAGAUGAGCCUGUUAAGCAGCCGAAGAAAAUUCCAGCGAAGGUGCUCCGACAUUUUCCCUUAGUACCGCGUUUACAGAGGUUGUAUAUGACAAAAGACACAGCUAAAAACAUGCGGUGGCAUAAGGAAGGACGCGUAGUUGAUGGUAAACUCAGGCAUCCGGCAGAUGCAGAUGCAUGGGAGCAUGUUGAUCAAUCUUUUCCUUGGUUUUCCACAGAGUGCAGGAAUGUUAGACUCGGUCUAUCUAGUGACGGAUUCAACCCGUUUGGCAUUAUGAGUUCAGGUUGGUCUACUUGGCCCAUUGUGUUAAUACCUUAUAAUUUACCACCUCGACUUUGUAUGAAGCAACCGUAUAUGAUCCUUUCAUUGCUGAUACCAGGCAAACACUCACCCGGUAAUGACAUAGAUGUGUUCAUGGAGCCGUUAAUUGAUGAGUUAAAACUUCUCUGGGAUGAAGGGGUCCAAACGUAUGAUGCAUUUUCCCGUCAAACGUUUAAUCUUCGUGCUAUUCUUAUGUGGACCAUUAAUGAUUUUCCAGCUUAUGCUAAUCUCUCCGGUUGGUCUACAAAAGGAACAUUUGCUUGUCCCGUAUGUGGUCCAAACUUUGAAGGCUUUCAUUUACAACACAGUAGAAAGAUGUGUUAUUGGUUUAACAGAAGAUGGUUACGUAAAGGACAUAAAUACAGAGGGAAAAGGUGGGCGAAUAAGUUUGAUGGCCAAGAAGAGAAAAGAGGAGAGCCGCACGUAAUGACUGGAGAUGAAAUUGUAGAAUUAUUUGAGGGAUAUCCUAAAAAUAAGUUUGGAAAGAGCCGAUAUACAAGAGAAGAUAUUCUAGCUCCAAGACGCAUUUCCAUUAUGAAGAAGGCACCGAAACGAAAGAGAAAAGUGUGCAUUACGGAUGAGACACGUGAUGAGGAAUUACCAAAAGGAUGGACAAAAUUUAGUAUAUUUUUUCAGCUACCGUACUGGCAAAAGCUAAAAAUUCGGCAUAACCUAGAUGUAAUGCAUAUUGAAAAAAAUAUAUGUGAUAACAUGUUGUCCACACUCUUACAAGAUGGUAAGAAAUCAAAGGACGAUUUACGAGCUCGGCGAGACUUGAAUGCAUUGAACAUCCGACAUGAUCUGCAAGCACGAGAAGUUACUGACGGCAAAUUUGAGUUGCCCUCAUCUCGCAUUACGAUGACAAAGGUUGAGAUGCAAAGAUUCUGUGAGGUGCUCAAAUCGGUAAAGUCGCCAGAUGGUUACUGUUCUAAUAUUUCAAAUAAUGUCCAGGUGAAAGAGCGAAAAAUUUUGGGACUUAAGACUCAUGAUUAUCACAUCCUUCUUCACCAAUUGCUUCCUGUGGCACUCCGUAACAAUAUGGUUGAUGAUGAAGUAGCAAAGGUUAUAAUUGAAUUCUGUGGAUUUUUUAGAAAGUUAUGCUCAAAAGUUAUCAAUGUUACAGAAUUUAAGACACUAAAAGGAGAAAUGAAUGAAACCCUUUGCAAAAUGGAGUUAUUCUUCCCUUAA